Messenger RNA from Phoenix dactylifera (date palm), 2826 nucleotides. RefSeq names its product phospho-N-acetylmuramoyl-pentapeptide-transferase homolog. Gene Ontology annotation, cellular component: plasma membrane. Lineage: Eukaryota; Viridiplantae; Streptophyta; Magnoliopsida; Arecales; Arecaceae. Gene Ontology annotation, biological process: cell wall organization; cell wall macromolecule biosynthetic process. The record is from RefSeq and is a predicted model, not a curated record. Gene Ontology annotation, molecular function: phospho-N-acetylmuramoyl-pentapeptide-transferase activity.
GAGAUGGCCAUGCCAAUUCGUUGAUCUCCGUUAAAAGAACUGAGAUUGCAGACAUGGAACUCCCAGCCUCCAACCUCAACACAUGAAGGAAGCAUGUAAAAUAUAUUCCUCUGAUCUGGCCAUACAACAUCUUGCAUUUUUUUAUGAUCAAAUUUUAAUGCAUCAUUCCGGAUGGUGGCAAAAUUUUCCUUAACAGAAGGUUUAAAAAAAAAAAAUCGUGCAUGAGUUCUUAGACAAGCAUACCUGAUAGGUUCCUUGAGGGAAGAAGAUCACCAAUGGCCAUCUCAACCAAUGACCUGGUCAGGAGAUCAUUGGUUACCGUCUUGGAUGCCCCUCCCACCGAGGCCGACCACAAUGCGAGGCCACCAUGCCGGCCAUUUCCCUUCGUACGACCAUCAUCAGAUCUCGAACGUGUUUCGCACUCGAGAUCUCUCUGGCCGCCUCGUUUCGUGGAUCAGACCCAGCGAGGCAGCGAGUUACCGCUAGGACGGGCGGGGUCUGGGCUGGGCGAAUUUGUUUGAAAUCUCGAGGACCUUUGCUCCUAUAGAUACCCCCGGUUCCUCUCCCUCCAGCCUCGGUCUGACCUCCCUCCGUUUGCCGUUUCCGUGCGCCCUCAUGUCUUCCGCAAAUCCCCAUUUCGUCCGCUUAGGGUUCGAGAAACCCCAAGGAUCCUUCUCUUCUCCGACCGCGACUAGAUCACUGAUCUCCUCCCCUGCUUUUCGAUCCGGUCCUCUUCGGUCCGGUGGAUUCAAAUGUGGCCUCGGAAGAUGCAGCCUUAAGCGAUUUUCCGUUCUCAUGCUGGCGAUUGAUGAGAAUUCGAUGGCUGUUUGCACGGUUAUCGAAGAGAGUAAUGGGAUUUCUGGAGGGAAGUCUUCGUGCAUGCCAUCCUCGAGUGAUGGUGGGGAGAGCGACACUGAGCUACUUGUUUAUCCUUCUGUGGAUGUAGACUUGCCAAUAAACAAGGAUCGUGUGGAAACACCUGAUCCUUCUUUAGCAGUUGCGGGCCACCAUGUUGCAACCCUUCAACAAGGACGCAGGAAGAGAAGAAUUCAAACAGGAAUCUUGAUUAAUGUGUGUUUGAUAGCCUUCUUAGCUGUUUUUCUUUUAUUCUUCGACUGGUGUUCAUGGCGGAUCAUUAGACAACCCUUAAAGCCUUUUCUUUUGAUGCAUCCUUUCACAUUAUCAGCAUUUCUAUCAGCAUUUGCUGGAUAUUUAUAUGUCCCACUAGUUGAUUGGAUGAAGAUUCAUCAGAUCCUUAGGAAAGAAGGGCCUACUACACACUCCUCUAAAAGGGGAACGCCGACUAUGGGUGGACUAUUUUUCAUUCCUAUUGGUGUCUUUGUUGCUAGAGUCAUAGUUGGCGGCAAUUCCAUUCAACUUAAUGGAGCAGCAGUAGCAACUUUUGCAUUUGCAAUAAUUGGGCUACUUGAUGACCUUUUGAGUUGCAUCAAAAGUCAUAACUAUGGGUUGCCAGGUUGGGUAAAACUGAGUUUACAGGUAGCUGUUGGGGCAUGGUUUUCUUUUUGGUUGGACUCAUCUAAUAUAUCAACACCAUACAGCAGGAAAUGGUUGGUGCCUCUUCCUCCACCAUUUGGCCUUGUGUCUCUGGGAAAAUUCUAUCUGAUUUUGACAGCAUUCUGUUUUGCUGCAAUGGGGAAUGGCGUUAACCUGACUGAUGGACUUGAUGGCUUGGCUGGAGGGUCUGCUGCAUUGGCAUUUGUAGGGAUGUCUGUUACCGUUCUUGCUAUAUGUCCUGAGCUUGCUGUUUUUGGAGCAUCAAUGGCUGGAGCUUGUAUAGGAUUUCUGUUUCACAACAGGUACAAAGCUUCCAUAUUUAUGGGUGACACUGGAUCCCUGGCAUUGGGUGGAGCACUUGCUGCAAUGGCUGCAUGCACAGGAAUGUUUUUCCCAUUGUUCAUUGCUUCUGGUAUAUUCGUCAUGGAAGUUUUGUCAGUCAUCAUACAGGUUCUUAGUGUGAAGAUCACCAAAAGGUUGUACGGGACUAGCAGACGAGUCUUUCGAAUGGCCCCUGUGCACCAUCACUUCGAACUAUGUGGUUUGAAAGAACCCAUCAUCGUUGCAAGUGCAUACGUUAUAUCAUACAUCUUGGCCUUGCUUGCUGGAUAUAUUGGUUUAAUUUCAGCUUGAAUUGCUUCCAUCUCCAGUCCGUGCUGCUCUCUCAUACCACCUACAUUUCCUUUCUCUGAUUCAUAAAUUAUCAUUCUGGUAUAAUUGGUCCCAGUCUAAGGUGGUUUCUGAGGUUCCAGAUGCCAAAGAGUCCUCUUUUUUUUAAUAUACCAAAUGGUUCUGCUUGAUAGGUAGGUGGCUUUGGUCCCAACAAGAAAGAGUGGUGUUGUGGGUGAAAUGACUGAUGUCACAGAAGCCGGAAAGUUGUUACUGAAUGGUUGGUAAUGGGUAUAGCUGAAGUAAUUUGUUCGGUGCUAUUGACUUGUGUUGAAAGAAAAGGGUAAACGGGACGGCGAGAGCUUGCGAUGCAUGGAUGGCUAGUUUUACCACCAUUGUAAGGUUGGAAUUGGAGCUGAUGACUUCUCAAGGUCAUGCAACAGGUCCCUCACGAGAGCUAUCUACAGCCCAGUUUAGGGCAGACUAGAGUAGUCUCAAUGGAAGCCAAACACACUGGAUCUUGCCUUCUUGUAUGUCUUGGAUCCAAAGUCGUUCAUUUAUGUUCAACCAUAAGUGUAGGGGUAGGGCAUGUGUGACGCAUUAAGAGAGGGGCAUGGAUGGUUGUGAUUUACCCACUUAGUUGAACUUUUUUUCUAUUAUGUACAUCACUGUUAUUUUCUCAAAAAUAUAUAUUCACUGUGA